Messenger RNA from Penicillium subrubescens, 495 nucleotides. RefSeq lists its product as uncharacterized. The record is from RefSeq and is a predicted model, not a curated record. NCBI's taxonomy places the organism in Eukaryota, Fungi, Ascomycota, Eurotiomycetes, Eurotiales, Aspergillaceae. Bases 1 to 495 code for a protein of 164 amino acids. The transcript has a single exon.
AUGCCCGAGACGCCCUCUCGUUUUUACUCCUCUCCUGUGAAUGAGACAACAAACUUGAACCCAGUUCAACUCUAUGGUCUACAGAAGCGUGAGCCCUCCGUCAUCGAAAAGUCCAAGUUUCUCCAACGGGCAAAGGAUGCCCUGAGCGAUGCAAAGGACGACUUCUUACUGCAGUUAAAUCUCGAAACUGGCGCCACUGAGAUCACUCAAUGCAAUUGCCUGAUGUUCUGCGACUGUAAUUCCCACCCUUUAAUCUCGGUUAAGAAGGAUUCAAUGAUGUUUCGUCGGUCGGAGCGAUCGCAGCUCGCGCCUAUCAAUCCCUUCGAUGUCAACUUAUUUCGAACUCUGCGUCAACAACUAAGCAAGAGGUCCACCUGGCGGUCCUUCUCCCUCGUGGGAUCCAAGAAGAAUUCUGACUCGAAGAGUGUCAAUAUGUCUCCGGCUGAUGUCGUUUCCGUCUCCGCGUCAGUUCUUUGGAAACGACUAGGUGGUUAG